ACAUGAUCUAACUUCCGAGGUCAAAGUUCGUGUUGACAUCCGCAGACUCACCGCUGUCUAAUGGCUGAAUUAGACAUUGGGAGGCAUUGUGAGGUCGACCCCUGCAGCCAGAAAGAUUUCCUUCCAUUUGUUUGCGAUGGCUGCAGUGGUGUUUUCUGUCUUGAGCACAGAAGCAGAGAGGCCCAUUCGUGUUCAGUGGAGCCGGUGAAAAGGGAAACUCGCACCGAGGGCGGCAGCACGAGUUAUCCGUGCUCGUUUCAAGACUGCAAGGGAAAAGAAUUGCUGCCAGUAAUAUGUCCGCAGUGUGAAAAACAUUUCUGUUUGGCCCAUCGUCAUCAAGAUGAUCACAAGUGUGAGAAGUUGGAGGUCCAAAAGCCUCGAAUGGCUGCCACAAAAGAGCUCGUGCAAAAGAUUGUUGAGUCAAAGGACGGAUCCAAAAGUAAAGGACGCAGAGGAGCAAAGAACAGUGCCACUGCAGCUAAGGUAGCAUUAAUGAAACUGAAGCUGCACGCUGCAGGAGACAAGGGACUACCACAGACAGAAAGAACUUAUUUUCAGGUGUAUCUUCCUAAAGAAUCCAAAGACUCCAGUCUACCCAUGUUUUUCUGUUCCAAAUGGAGCGUGGGCAAAGUGGUGGAUUAUGCAGCAUCUCUCGCCAGCCUCAAGAACAACAAUAACAUACUGACAGCUAAGAAGCUGCGGUUAUGUCACCCUCAGACAGGUGAGUCUUUCCGGAUGGACGACACGCUGCUCUCGCUGCUGGCUCAUCCAGAGUCUCCCCUGUACAACGGGGGUAACGUGAUCCUGGAGUACCUGGACAAUGAGUGCACAGGCCUGGAGGAUGUUUCCGACUAUAUCAAACAGACCUGACAAACCAACAGCAGCCACUGUAUUAAUGGUAUCUGUAUGCUAUUUGUAUUUCUGUCAAUAAAAUGUUCUGUUGAAAUAUUUAA
Messenger RNA from Dicentrarchus labrax (European seabass), 953 nucleotides. RefSeq names its product zinc finger, AN1-type domain 1 (gene zfand1). Gene Ontology annotation, molecular function: zinc ion binding. Gene Ontology annotation, cellular component: cytoplasmic stress granule; cytoplasm. The record is from RefSeq and is a predicted model, not a curated record. Gene Ontology annotation, biological process: cytoplasmic stress granule disassembly. NCBI's taxonomy places the organism in Eukaryota, Metazoa, Chordata, Actinopteri, Moronidae. The transcript is spliced from 8 exons. Bases 61 to 870 code for a protein of 269 amino acids.